AUGUCCAGGCAAUCACCUGAGGAGCCUGGAUAUACCCACUUUGCUAUGAUCUACAUAGACAACGAUGGGAAUCUUUGCCAAAGGGCCUCCGAUUCCAUUUCAGAGAGCCGCGAGGCCAUCCUCUCUCCUCGGGUUACGGGUGAAUUCCUCCGAGCAGUGGCAAUGUCGAGAGAAGCCCAUGCAACAAGAUCUCAAGUUUCUCCCGAGCUCCAAGCUCCGUCUAGUGGGGGGCAACCAUUUAACAACAGCUCUGCCCCAUCGCAGGGGGAGUCCGUGGGUUAUAAUGGAAUGGGGCUGGGUAGUCAACAGAGGAUGCAGGUUCCAUCUCAAUCAAUGUGGCCGUCAUGCGAAUCUUGGUCUCUACAAGCCAGCUCACAACCUAAAAAGAAUUUCGGUGGUCGGAACCUCAACCUGGCUUCACACCAAAGAGCCUCCAUCUCUGUAAAAGAGAGAGGUCUUUUGCGUCUCUACUACGAAAAAGUCUUCCAAAAUCUACAACAAACAAACUGCCGAAUUAUCGCCAAAGCCUACAUCAAGUUAGUCGAGCCGCGAAAACAAGUGAACUACCCAUACAAUGGACGGAAGAUCGUUGAAGGAAGAACCCAACAGCUGGACCCCGAGGCAACUAAGCCACCAUGGUGGCCGCAAGGAGUGAGCCAUCGGGAACCGGAUCAUCUUCCAAAAGUUGAACGCAUUCGACUUUUAGUAUACAUGCUCUGCGAAAUGCGCGAAACCCACGGAAUCACCACCGCCAGAUUAAGACAAAGCGACCAGCCCAUUCGUCGUCAAAUCCUCCCGGUCGAACGUUUACAAAUCUUGGAUGAGGCAUAUCGAGUUCGCGAGGAGGAAGAAAAAUACCUGGAUGGGAUUUCAGAUGGAAAACGCGUGUCUAUAGCUCGCACAAAUCUCCCUCAAAUGGCCGAAGACACAUCCAGCGGACAAAGCUCGCCAAACGAACCAGCCUCUUCUCAAAAUAUCGUCGAAUCCGAGUGCAGCGACGGAAUCUCCGACAUCGACAUAACCCAAGCCACCUCUGGAGACCUACCGAACGCGCCCCCUUACAAUCCUUCCCACCCUUAUAGCCCAAUGCACAUGGGUCCAAACACCCAAUACCAUCCUGUCGACCCCUCCAACAUGUCAACAUCACCGUUGGAACUGAGGCCGAAACACGAACCAGUCUCUGCUGGGACACAUUUGAUUGACCGGACACAUCCCACUGGCAUGGCGCACUAUCCAUACCCUGGUGUUUCCGGCAUUCCACCAACACCGAUGGAGUUCUACAGUACCUCUGUUCCAAUCACCCAGACUUCGACAGAAAACUUGUCUACAGAGACAAUGGUGCCAUACGGUCACCCCUACUAUUUCAGUUAUUGA
Messenger RNA from Penicillium mononematosum, 1374 nucleotides. RefSeq names its product DUF2841 domain-containing protein. The record is from RefSeq and is a predicted model, not a curated record. The transcript is spliced from 4 exons. Lineage: Eukaryota; Fungi; Ascomycota; Eurotiomycetes; Eurotiales; Aspergillaceae. Bases 1 to 1374 code for a protein of 457 amino acids.